Molecule: messenger RNA, 703 nt
Organism: Drosophila obscura
Lineage: Eukaryota; Metazoa; Arthropoda; Insecta; Diptera; Drosophilidae
Exons: 2
Coding region: 104-673 (189 amino acids)
Source: RefSeq, a predicted model, not a curated record
UUUCCCACAUGACAAUUAAAUAUAUUGCGGAGCUGUAAGGCGUAGAAAUUAAAAUCAAAGAAAUCAAUUCCAACAAUGGAAACACCACCACCUUCACUGUAAAAUGAAUUUAUUGGAGCGCUUGGCUAAUGGUGACAUAAAAUUGGAACUUGGCUGUGGCGGCAGGCUGCCACUUACUCCGUCAAUGGCGACACAUUGCCGCUUGAUUUGGGACAUACUGAUGAUCGACUACUUUCGGCAGAAUCAGUAUCCCAGAGUCAUCCCUUUGCCCCUUGUGAGGAGCAGGGAAAUGGAAAUCAUUGGCCAGUGGGCGGAAUAUCACUUCUACAAAAAUGAAGCGGAGAUGCAGCAGACGCCGAUCCUAACCUGGGAGGCCAACUUAUUGAACCUGCCAAUCUGCGAGUUUUUAUUGCUCAUGGAGGCGUCCAUACAUGUAAAGGCCAAGGCGCUGACGGAGCUGAUCAUUCGUUUCGGACGCAGCAUUGUAAUGGGCACAACACCAGAGGUUUCGAGUGGCCUCAAAAUUAAGUGCACCCUUCCGCCCCACAUGAAGCGGAAGUUGAUCAAACACGGUGUCACACUGAACGGCAUCAUGAAAGUAAUGGACGAAAUGAAGAACUACGAAUUGUUUGAAUCUGUAUCUGAAUCUGAGUCCGAAUCUGACGCAGAAUAAUUAACAUUUACAAAUAAAUUCACAUGUAGA